Messenger RNA from Cucumis sativus (cucumber), 1471 nucleotides. RefSeq names its product trihelix transcription factor GTL2-like. The record is from RefSeq and is a predicted model, not a curated record. Lineage: Eukaryota; Viridiplantae; Streptophyta; Magnoliopsida; Cucurbitales; Cucurbitaceae. The transcript is spliced from 2 exons. Bases 153 to 737 code for a protein of 194 amino acids.
GAGAGAGAGAGGUAUAGUAUAGGGGUGCGUGUUUUGUUGUGUUUAUUUGAAGCAUUUUGCCAAUUAUACAGAAAAGAAAGAAAAGAAAGAGAAAAGGAGAGUUAAAAAGAAGUGAAAGAAGAAGAAAAAAGAAGAGCAAAAAAAUACACACAAUGUUUGAAGGAGGAUCAGUAUCUGAGCAACUUCAUCAAUUCUUAACUCCAAGAACAACUCCACCACCACCAAAUUCUAAUUCUCUUCCUUUAAUUCCUCUUAAUUUUGCUCUUCAUUCUCCUAAUUUCAAUUUCCACCCUUUUGAUUCUUAUAAUGCUACUUCUACUGCUCACCAUCAUCAUCAAAUUCAUCUUCCUCAUCAUCUUUUGCACCAUCAAUCUCCGAAUCCUCAUGGCGACGACAAAAACGACGUCAAGACAACCACUACGGCAGCUGGGAGUAGUUUGCAGGUGGGCGUAGAUUUGGAGGUCGGUAGAGAGAACAGCAGAUCCAUUUUGAUGGAGGAUCAUCAUAUUAUUCAUCAUGAUCAAUGGAGCAAUGAUGAGCUUCUUGCCCUCCUUAGAAUCAGAUCUAACAUUGAAAAUUGCUUCCCGAAUCCACUUGGGAACAUGUUUCAAGGAAGUUGGGAGAGGUGGGUUUUAGAAGGACUGCAGACAAGUGUAAAGAGAAAUUUGAAGAAGAGAGUAGAUAUUUCAACCACAUUAACUACAAUAAAAAUUGUAGGUUCCUCACUCACGAGCUGAAUUAUAAUCAUCAUCCAAAUCAAGAUCAAGAUCAAGAUCACCUUCUCCUGAUUCAUGAAGGGAAUGGGAAACCAGACGACGGUGGCCCCACCCUCGUUGUGGUACCAGAAGAAGGUGAAGAAGAAAACCAAGAUAAAGAUGGAGAACUUCAUGAUGAUGACGAAGAAGAAGAUUUGAGAAAUGACGAAAUGAGACCGGGGAGGAAUGAGGAAGAACGGAACGAAAGUAGUAGAUCAAGUAGUUGCCAGAAGAGUAAGAAGAAGAGGAAAAUGAUGAGGCAAAAGGAAUUUGAAUUGUUGAAGGGUUAUUGUGAGGAAAUAGUGAAGAAAAUGAUGAUACAACAAGAGGAAAUUCACUCAACAGCUUUUUACAAGACAUGUUGAAGAAGGAAGGAAGAGAAGGUUGCUAAAGAGGAAUAUUGGAAGAAGGAACAAAUGGAAAGACUUCACAAAGAGCUUGAAGUGAUGGCCCAUGAACAAGCCAUUGCAGGUGAUAGACAAGCCACAAUCAUUGAAAUUUUGAACCAAAUCACCAAUUCAACCACUUUAAUUUCUUCAUCUCAUGAAUCGCAAAAAAGACUUACAAAAUUUACUCCAAAGUUUGAAUAAUUACAACAACAAUAACAAUAUCCCUAAUUCUACUCCUUCUUCCUCAUCCUUAAUCCAAUGCCAAACGUCGUCAAGCCCCAACAAAAAACCACCUCAUGAAAAUUCAAACUCUUUCACUAGCCAAAA